AUGGCUACUAAACUAUUAGAGAAGAGAAUGUAAUACUUAAAAGACUUUAAAGAAGAGGAGAAAAAAUUAGAGGAGAAGAAAAAGCAAAUGCAAGAAGAAAUGAAGGGUGGAAACUAUAAAAUUAAGCCUUAAGAUAACUUUUAAGAUAUUGAUGUUGUUCCAACUUCUCAUGAACUCAUAUCAGGUCAAUAACCUUUUCUUAGGCAAAUGCCUGUUAAAGGAGACUUCGAUGAUACUCAUGAUUACCUAGAUAUCGUUUACAGGUUGCUUAGAGAGGAUGCUAUAAGACCAUUGAGAGAAGGAAUCGAUGUUAUGAAAAGGUUUAAACCUUAGUAAUCCCCAGAGCUUAAUAACUACUAACAAAUCAAACAGUUGAAUAGAUAGUUAAGAGAAGCUGGAGUGAGACUUUACCAAAGUGCUUAUCUGCAAUACUUGUCUUUUACUAGAAAUAGUCCUGAUGUUGCAAUUACUCUAAGAAUUUAUGAGAAAGGAAGAUAGAAUUGGAAUGCUAGUAAAAGAUUACUACCUGGCUCAUUGAUGAUAUUAAGCAAGGAUAAUUUUAAGACUCUUAACUUCUUCUUGGUAUGUGACAGAGAUGCUUAGAAGAUGGCAAUCACCUCCUCCAAGUACAAUUAUGUUGAAAUAAAGGUUCAGCAUAUAUCAAAUGAGAUUUCUUAAAAUAGAGUGAUAGAACAGUUUGAUUCUGAUGAUAGUGAUGAUGAUUAAUAUAUGAGAUAACUUUACAGUGAAAGAGAAUCUCCAGUUCUAGAUUUUUAUCUUUAGCAUAAAGAAAACUAGCUUAAAAUAAUUGAAUCAACUGCUUAUUUUGAAUCCUACAAUCAUGUACUUAAAAAAUUAAAGUUAAUUGAUAAAUGGGAAAACCUUCCCUUUGCAGAUUAUUUAACCGGCUAAAUAAAGAAAGAUAUUCAGCAACCAAUCAUUUUUUAGUAACUUUAAGAUUAAAAUAAAAGGGUAAAGUUUCUUGAAGCUAUUACUAAAAGCAUACAAAAAGCCAACUUCGAUAAAAACUAAGCUGCUGCUCUAAAUACUUGCAUGUUUAAAGAGCUAGCUAUUAUCCAAGGUCCUCCUGGAACAGGUAAAACUUAUGUAGGUGAGCAUUUUGUUAGAAUCUUAAUGGAAACAAAAUAAUUUUGGAAAAAAGAGAAAGGUCCAAUACUUCUAGUCUGCUAUACAAAUCAUGCAUUGGAUCAAUUUCUAAACCUGAUUAAAAAAUAUACAAAAAAUUUUGUAAGAAUGGGAGGCCGAAAGGAACUAUCAAAUUCAGUUAAACCAGCUUGGCUUGAUAAACUGCUUCUCAAAGAAUAGAGAUGCUAAAGAUAUUUUAGUUAAUAUUGCGAUAGAAUUCAAUCAUUUAGUAAAAUUUCAUCUCAGUAAAAUAUUUUCAAGACCAAGAUUUGA
Messenger RNA from Stylonychia lemnae, 1419 nucleotides. The record is from the annotation of a GenBank genome assembly. Lineage: Eukaryota; Ciliophora; Spirotrichea; Sporadotrichida; Oxytrichidae.